CCAUCGUCUCUCUGUCUUCUAUAAGAAAAAAGUCACUUCCCUGUGACCACGUUCGCUGCAGCAGAACCUUCCCAAAGACAACAGGACGUCUUCAGAGCAGACAUACUCCAUCAAAGUAGGGUGUUACAGCUGUAGCAGAUCCUGCUGGCAACAGAGAUGGCUGGUCUGUGCUGGAUGGCGCUGGUCCUCGCCUUCUUCCUGUCUGCUGGAAAGAGUUCGGCUGCUGUAGACCAGAACUGGCUCGCAAGUAUUAUAGAAGGCAUCAAGAAUCAGUACGCACUCGGUGACACCUUCAGUCUGGCUGUGAACGUCCCACAGAACCAAGACCCGAGUAAUCUUCAGGAAGUCUUCAAGGACGACCCAGCAGACCAAGUGAAGCAAACUGUUUCUGGGGGUCAGGUGUACCAGGGCUCCCGGGUGGUGGCAGCAGCGCAAUCAGGGGCGUUGUUAAAUGUUCUAGAAAAGAUACAAUCCUUCAUUAAAAGCAGUGAGGGUAACGUCCUCGUCAUCUACUCUGAGGAGUCCCCGUGCGGUCCAACGUGUACAAAUGAGGACGGUAUUGCUGGCAAGAUUAACGAUGUCACUCAGAACUGGAGUGGUUUCGCGUUUGCGUUCUCUAAAGUAGCCGAUGUUUCCGACGCGUCUCAACAGGCUGAAUCCUUUAAACAACUUGAGAUUUCCAAACUCGGCCUUGACAACAUAUUCCGUUGUUAUAAUCCCGGAGAUUCUUUUCAGUGCACCAGCUGCUCCUCGGGCGGAGACGUUACGCCCUCGUGUGUUGCAAACAAUGCCCCGGCAAAUCCAGAACAGGGCGCUAGCGAAGGAACCGGUGCAGACGUAGGCGGGGAAACGGGUGGAAACGUAGGCGAAGAAAUAGCCGCAGGCAAAGCUGGAGGAACACAAGGUCGUGAAGGAGGACUGAGCAAGUGCAAAGGACGGGGUAAAAGAGGCUGCAAGCGUAGAGGAAGAAAAGGUGGCAAGGUUAGAAAAGGGCGGAAGCGAGGAAGAGGGCGCAAGGGUAAAAAACAGGGGAAACGUCGAGGAGGGCGCAAAGGCAGAAAACACGGUAAGCGUCGGGGAGGGCGCAAAGGCAGAAAACACGGUAAGCGUCGGGGAGGACGCAAAGGCAAAAAAUGGGGUAAAAGUAAAAAACGUAGAGGCGGGCGUCGAAGGGGACUGCAGGUAGAAUAACUCCUGAGCUGAAGUCCAGUGAGCUUCACUGGACUUCUGGAGCUGAUACUGAUAAGACCAAAACUAACAGCCAUAAGAGCUCCACUGUGAUCCCAAAACUAUUAAACUGCUGCACUGGGUUACAUGUUCCUGCAUUACCUUUAAUACUCACACGGUAGUUUAUUUCACUCAGUCCCACAUUCACCGUCAGGACACCAGGGUUGGUACCACAGUCGGGGUAGGGAAGUCUUUUCAUGGGAUUCGUUAACAAUAACAAAAAUAUAGAAUAAAACCGGACUUUGAAUAAUUUUUUUUGAAAAUUUAACACAUUAAUUUCGAUUUAUACAAAAAAAUGAAAAUUAAUCAUCUGUUUUGGUGUAUUUGGAAAAAUAUAUCAAUUUAUUGACUCACUAAUGUGCCACAAUGAUGUUUUUGUGUUCAAAUGUCUUCAUUUGGGAGAUUUUUUUCAAGCAAUUAUUGAUAUAUGUGAUUGUUUAAUCAGGAUAUAUUUCUGCCACCCUGUGAGUUACAGCCUCUUCAGCUGACCUACCACAGGGAACGUGACCUCAGUGUCUAUCUAUUAGUGACACAGAGAAUUGACCGUUAAUUGACCGUUUCACUUUUACAGUUUCCAGUAAUGUUCUUUACUUUAUUUUAAUGAAAGAACCUCUGUAUCAGUAGUAAUUGUACUCCAAUACUUCGGUAAAUCAUCUGAUGUUCUUUUCUUUCUGAUUAAAGCUUGGCUCAGCAUCCA
This is a messenger RNA of Dicentrarchus labrax (European seabass), 1924 nucleotides long. RefSeq lists its product as uncharacterized. NCBI's taxonomy places the organism in Eukaryota, Metazoa, Chordata, Actinopteri, Moronidae. The record is from RefSeq and is a predicted model, not a curated record. The transcript is spliced from 4 exons. Bases 157 to 1191 code for a protein of 344 amino acids.